Erythranthe guttata (spotted monkey flower) is the source of this 1008-nucleotide messenger RNA. The record is from RefSeq and is a predicted model, not a curated record. NCBI's taxonomy places the organism in Eukaryota, Viridiplantae, Streptophyta, Magnoliopsida, Lamiales, Phrymaceae.
AUGGAAGCAAACGCUCCCAAUGCGAUACCAGCGCCAACUCCACCUGUGGAGCCACCUUUGGCACCACCGCCAGUCCAGAACCAAAUAAGUGUCUCCUCCUCUACCUCGGACCCACGUUCCCAAAUGCAACAAUCUACUCAUCGCCAAGAUGCAAGAACUGGGCGACGAGACCCACGUUCACCUUCAAGAGGCAACACAUCUCACCAACGAGCUCCUCCACACAAUGGUAGAGAGGUUGAAAUUAGCAGUCAGGUAUCUCGCUCAAAUCACCUUCCCCACAUAGGUAAUCCCAUUGGUGGAAGGGCGAUACCUCCAAUAAGGCACAAUCCAUUCACUGUCGCAAUAAUCAAUGAGAUACUACAUCAACGGGUAAAGGUCUCGAGUCUACCGCAAUUCGAUGGAACUGGUGACCCACAGGAGCACCUUGAAAAUUUCUACGCCAUGGCAGAUCUAUAUGGCCCAAGUGAUGCGGCGAUGUGCAAGAUGUUUCACACAACGCUCUCCGAACGAGCAUUGAGCUGGUUCAACUCCUUGCCCACUGGGUCAAUUGAAGCUCUCUCCCAACUAACAGAUCGCUUCACCCACCAUUUCGCUAUCAACAAAGAGUACGCAAAGACUCCCGCGUACCUCUUCAUUAUCACCCAGAGAGAGGGCGAGACCCUCCGCAACUACAUUCAACGAUUUGUAGAGGCAUCUCACAAAGUUCCUAACGUGGGAGGAAGCAUGCUCGCUGGAAUCAUGCAACAAAACUUGAAGGAAGGUAGAUUCAAGGAAUCUAUGGUAGGAAGACCUCCAACCACUCUGGAAGAGUUACUAAGUUGCGCUGAGAAACACGUCCGCAUCGAAGAGGCUUUGGCCCUCCCUCCUCCCAAGAGGAAAAGAGAUGAAGCUUCACCACCCCGCGACGAGAUGGCCGACGACAAUCGUCAACAUCUCAUUGAUAAUCUCCUUAUACGUCCUUGUACUUCCAAUGAUGUCAAUGACACUUGGAGUCUAUCGAGCCCAUAA